AUACAUACACAAGCUGUCGUCACCAACUUAUUGUAAUUCUUUACGCCAUUCACAUUAACAGCGUACAUAUUGCGGCGAUUGCAGCAGCAAUUUUAAUCGUGUUUUUACAUCGAAAAUCUAUUUGUGAAAAGAAAGAGUAAACAAGAUGUCCCGUUUCUUUGCGACCGGUGGGUCCGAUAGCGAAUCGGAUAGCGAAUCAGAUAAAGAGCAAUUUGUUGCACGUCCAGCACCAGCUGCAUUUACGUUCAGCGACGAAGAAGAAGAAGUAAAGCGUGUGGUGCGUUCAACGAAAGAGAAACGCUAUGAAGACUUGACGAAUUUAAUUAAAGCCAUCCGUAACCAUCGGAAAAUCAAGGAUAUGGCUAGUUUGCUGCAGAGCUACGAAGAUAUGACUCGUGCUUACCAGAAAGCAUUGCCAGUCAUUAUGAAAGAAGAAAAUGGCGUUACUCCACGCUUCUAUGUGCGUGCAUUGGCCGAAAUGGAAGACUUUAUCAAUGAAGUUUGGGAAGAUCGUGAGGGUCGUAAGAGUUUAUCGAAAAAUAAUUCGAAAGCGUUUGGACCAUUGCGUCAAAAAUUCCGAAAAUACAUAAAAGAUUUUGAAGCUGAUUUGGCAAAAUUCCGUGAGUCACCGGACGAAGAAGAUGAACCAGAAGAGGAGAAGGAGGAAGUCAGUGAAAGUUCUGAAGAUGAAGAACCAGCACCAAAAACAGUCACCUUCAAAAAAGAGAAGAAAGAAAAGGAAGCAGCCGACGAUUCGGAUGAUUCAAUCGAUUGGUUAUCGGAUACCGAAUCGGAUUCAGAUUUAUCGGAAGAAGACACGCAAUAUGUUAACAUUCGCGAUCGUUACUUGAAGAAAGCAAGCGACAGAAUUGAUAACGAUGAGGAAGAAAAAAAGAAAAAGAAGAAGAUACCCAAACAACACAAGCCACACGAAGAGACUGAUGAAGAGGGCGGAUGGGAAACUGUCACAAAAGGUUCAUCAACAACCGCCGAAAAACCGAAAUUGUUCGCCAAAGAUGCCGAAAUCGAUGUUCCAUUGGUUCUCAACAAGCUGAACGAGAUUAUGGCAUCGCGUGGAAAGAAACGUACCGAUCGUCGUCAACAAAUCGAUUUGUUGUUUGAAUUGAAACAAAUCGCCCAACAACAUAAUUUGGGUGAUGCAGUUGCAUGCAAAAUUCGUUUCAAUAUCGUAUCAGCUAUUUUUGAUUACAAUCCAAAAGUGAAUGAACCCAUGAAAUUGGAAUAUUUUACUAAACUGUUGGAAGUUAUGCAUGACCUCAUAGAACUUCUUUUGAAUUCGAAAGAUAUCACACUAUCGGAAUCUGUGAAUGAAGAACAAGAAGAAUAUGAGAAUGCCCCAUUCUAUUUGCGUGGAUGUGUGUUGACGGCCGUUGAGCGGCUUGAUGACGAAUUCACCAAGUUGCUGAAGGAAUGUGAUCCACAUUCAAAUGAUUACGUUGACCGUUUGAAGGAUGAAGUACGUGUAACAGCUAUUAUUGAGCAGGUGCUACAAUAUAUUGAGCGUAUCGGAAAUGAAACUGAAAUUUGCCGUGUAUACUUGCGGAAAAUCGAUCAUUUGUAUUACAAAUUCGAUCCGACCGUUUUGAAGAAGAAGAAUAAAGAAAUUGAUGAAGAUACCACUACUAGUGUUAAUGUAAUGGAAAAACUAUGCCGUUACAUUUACGCUAAAGAUAAUACGGAUCGUUUGCGUACUAGAGCCAUUCUAUCGCAUAUUUAUCAUCAUGCAUUGCACGAUAAUUGGUUCCAAGCUCGUGAUUUAUUGUUGAUGAGUCAUUUGCAAGAGAACAUUCAACAUUCGGAUCCACCAACUCAAAUCCUCUACAAUCGUAUGAUGGCCAAUUUGGGAUUGUGCGCUUUUCGUCAAGGUUCAGUGAAAGAUGCUCAUCAAUGUUUGGUUGAUUUAAUGAUGACUGGUAAACCGAAAGAACUUUUGGCUCAAGGUCUUUUACCACAACGUCAACAUGAACGUAGCCCCGAACAAGAAAAGGUAGAGAAACAACGUCAAAUGCCUUUCCAUAUGCACAUCAAUUUGGAAUUAUUGGAAUGUGUCUACUUGGUAUCGGCUAUGCUUCUUGAAAUUCCAUAUAUGGCCGCUCAUGAAUUCGACGCAAGACGUCGUAUGAUCAGUAAAACUUUCUACCAACAAUUGCGAUCAUCGGAACGUCAAUCAUUGGUUGGACCACCAGAAUCAAUGCGAGAACAUGUUGUGGCUGCGGCAAAAGCAAUGCGUUGUGGCAACUGGUCAGCUUGUGCUCAAUUCAUUGUUAACAAAAAAAUGAAUACAAAGGUUUGGGAUCUAUUCUAUGAAGCCGAUCGUGUUCGUGACAUGCUUACAAAAUUCAUCAAGGAAGAAUCGUUGCGCACUUAUUUGUUUACUUAUUCGAAUGUAUACUCAUCGAUAAGUAUGCCAAGUUUGGCUGAUAUGUUUGAUUUGGUUUUGCAAAAAGUGCAUUCCGUCAUUAGUAAAAUGAUCAUAAACGAAGAAUUAAUGGCAUCACUGGACGAUCCAACCGAUACGGUUGUCAUGCAUCGCUCGGAACCAUCACGCCUGCAAGCUCUUUCCAUGCAAUUAGUUGACAAAGUCACAAAUUUGGUGGAUGCCAACGAACGUAUUUUUGAAGUCAAACAAGGCACCAAUUUCUAUCAACGAGGCAAUCAACUCAAAAAUUUCAACUUCAACAAGCAACAACAACGUGGCAACUAUCGCAACCAAAAUCACAAUCAAGGUGGCUACAAUCGUCGUAAUCAAAAUAAUCAAGGCUGGAAUAAUGCGGGCCGUAAUAACAAUCGCAAUCGUAACAACAACAAUAAUAAUAACAGCAACAACAACAACAACAAUCAAUUUGAAGAGGAGUAAAUCCAUAUUCGAUUUUGUAUGCAGUGUUGGGUGCGGCGUAAAAACAAGAAGUGAAAAAAAAAGAUCGAUUCAAAUUCAGUUUGAAGAGCGUCAUUUGUGCAUUCGACUUUAUAUUUAUAAUUAUAUUUUAAAAAUUGUCUUUUUUGUACAUUUUAUCUAUUAAAUUAUAAUAUAAGAUGAAUAGCACAAAUGAAACUAAAACAAUUCCAAUCAAAUUAAUUUGUGUCGUAUCCCGGUUCGGCUGUCAUGAGUUCAGCUCUAAGCAUCUGAACCGGGAUAAUGAAUACAGAAAAAAAAAAUUGCAUAAAUAUUUAAAAAAAAAUGAUUUUGUUUGAGAGAAUUAGCUUGUUCCAGUGACCGGUUCG
Messenger RNA from Contarinia nasturtii (swede midge), 3243 nucleotides. It is a transcript of the gene eIF3c, whose product is annotated as eukaryotic translation initiation factor 3 subunit C. Gene Ontology annotation, cellular component: eukaryotic translation initiation factor 3 complex. Gene Ontology annotation, biological process: translational initiation. NCBI's taxonomy places the organism in Eukaryota, Metazoa, Arthropoda, Insecta, Diptera, Cecidomyiidae. The coding region runs from base 146 to 2878 and encodes 910 amino acids. The transcript has 7 exons. The record is from RefSeq and is a predicted model, not a curated record. Gene Ontology annotation, molecular function: RNA binding; translation initiation factor binding; translation initiation factor activity.